UUCCUGUCACUGUGGUUACAGCCAGGAAGUAACGGAGGAUCUUUAGCAUGUCAACAACAUCUUGAUCUUCAUUUUACCGUCAACUUUAAAAAGCUGUGACUCCUCUCCGACAGAGAAAGACGAUGAGUGGGAGCGGUGACGAUGUCCAGCCUGUGGACUGCACAAUCAAACCUCCCAUCUACCUGCAGAUUGGAGAAAUCCAAAGCGACGCCGCUCACUCUGGUGUGUGUGUUGUGGAUGUCACCCUGCCCUUCGGAAAGCCUGUGAACAUUGCAGAAAUCACCUUUAAGAACUAUUACACAGCGUAUGUGACGCUGCGCUUGCUGAGGAGGGGCCCCGCGCAGGAGGCCCCCGCAAAGUGGAGCAUUGCUCUGAGAGACCUGCCUCUGAUGGACAACCCCCACACUGAGGGGGGGUCCCAGGACUACUGCUCCAUACACAGAACACAGAUGCAGGUGGAGCCGGAUCACGUGGUGUCUGUGAGGCUGAUCCUGAGGCAGCCGUCCUCCGCCUGGCUCGCCUUCAGCCUGGAGCACGUCAGAAUAUUCCCACACACGGAGCCGGACCCAGAGAAGGAGGUUUCUGAUUGGCUGUCUGACCUGACGCUGGUUGACCAACACCCUGACCUGGAGGGCCUCCCGGACCCCCAGACCGUCUCAUCCAGUCUCCAGCAGAUGUGGGCUCUGACGGAGGUGAUGCAGACCAACCAGACGACGGCCUCCAUCGGACGAUUUGACGUGGACGGACGCUACGACAUCAACCUGCUCUCCCUGACGUAGCGAGGCCGUCGUGUUGCUACGUGGAGCUCGCUUCAUGGCGUGACAACGUUUGACCACGCUUGAGAAGCUUUGAGGACAGAAACAGUUGAAUGUGUGUGUUGGAAGCAUGAUGUCACUAAUGAUUGACUGUGACGUUCAUGUUGCUCAUCACUCCUCACUGUUCUGUUUCUCAGCUUCUCCUUUGGCAUGUACUUUAACUCUGUGUGUGUGUGUGUGUGUGUGUGUGUGUGUGUGUGUGUGUGUGUGUGUGUGUGUGUGUGUGUGUGUCAAUAUAGACACUAGCAUCAAUAAAAACU
This is a messenger RNA of Cottoperca gobio, 1075 nucleotides long. RefSeq names its product nicolin 1 (gene nicn1). Lineage: Eukaryota; Metazoa; Chordata; Actinopteri; Perciformes; Bovichtidae. The record is from RefSeq and is a predicted model, not a curated record. Gene Ontology annotation, cellular component: nucleoplasm. The coding region runs from base 123 to 779 and encodes 218 amino acids. The transcript is spliced from 7 exons.